Drosophila yakuba is the source of this 1166-nucleotide messenger RNA. Its product is annotated as ankyrin repeat domain-containing protein 39. Gene Ontology annotation, molecular function: protein binding. The record is from RefSeq and is a predicted model, not a curated record. Bases 40 to 585 code for a protein of 181 amino acids. NCBI's taxonomy places the organism in Eukaryota, Metazoa, Arthropoda, Insecta, Diptera, Drosophilidae. The transcript has 3 exons.
GCAUUGUAGAGAAAAUCUCGAAAUAAUCAGCAGGCUAAGAUGGAUCCACAUAGUGCGGACAACUGUAAGUGCCACAAGCAGACGCAGCCGGCACAGCAGACGUUAAGCGACAUGGACUUCGAUCGAGGCAUCUGGAAUGCAGCUAUCUAUAACGAAGUGGAGCGUGUUAGGGAGUUUAUCAAGAAGGGUCAGUCGAUGGCUCGGGAUGACUGCGACUACACCGCUCUGCACUAUGCGGCCCGCAAUGGGAACGAGCCCAUCUGCAAGCUGCUCCUCGUCGAGGGCAAGGCAGACGUGAAUGCUGUGACCAAGGCAGGAGCCACCGCGCUUCAUCGUGCAGCCAUGAUGGGCCACUUGGAGAUUGUGAAGGUACUGUUCGAGCACAAGGCUAAUCUUCUGCUGCAGGACGAGUGCGGACAGACUGCUUUGCAUCGAGCAGCGAUGCGAGGCCACCUGGAGGUGUGUCGCUUUCUGCUGGCGAAGGAGCCGACUCUUAAACUGGUCAAGGAUAAAAAGGACAAAAUUGCAUUUGAGUACAUCAUGGAGAACGCCAAUGAUGACUUUAAGCUGCUGCUAAAGCCCUAAAAGGGCUUGUCAUUCCCCAAUCGUUCAACAUUUUUGUAUUCUUUAUGAUCUAAAUAUCUUUGUUUAUUGAGUCUGUUAACACGUUUUCUAUAAAAUUGCACCCGAUAUCGUUGUAAAAUCCUACUUAAAAAUUGCAUACGUCCUUCUUUGUUUGCAUUGUGUGCGAGAUCGAUUGUAUAUGGAAAAGUAAUCUUAACGUUUGCGUAGUCAAAUAACCUAGUGGAUACAUCGUUUAAAUCAUCUAUAUAGACUAUAUACAUGCCUAGUAAACAUAAAAUGUGCAAGUAAUUUAGACGAAGAACAAAAACUCUGUGCCCAACGGGAUGUGCACACAAAACUCGUUUUGAAAAACUCGAGAUUUGCGUGGAUAUUCUGUUCAAAAUUUGUAAUACAUCGUAAGAAAAUUAAUAUCACAUUGGAGUCGUGUAUCGAAGUUGUUAAUCAAUCUGGUGUUGAAAACUUAAGGAAAAUAUUACACAACCUUCCUACACACUCGUCGCCAAUUUACAAAAACUAUACGCUACUUAUCAUAUGGCAAACAUAUAAAACCUAUAUAAUCCGAAUAAAUUCCUAAAGCGCAA